AUGUCGGCUAUCAAUGUCUUCACACCCUUCCUGCGACGCUCGUGGUUGUGCCGAGCAUGUCUCCGAUCGCAGCGCCAGGCAAUACCCCAACGACCGAGCCCGUGGCAACAGCGCUCGUCAUUCGCACAGCAGAGGGCGACCUUCGCCAGCAGAGCAGCAAGCGAGGCGCAAUCUGCAGUCAAAUUCACCACCAAAGCUUUCAGCAAGAGUAGCAGGAGAAAGCGAAGGCUGCUGAUUGUUGGGGGUACAAUAGCGCUUGGUGCUGGGGUGGUCACAAUCAACGAUGACGCGAAACAUGCAUAUGUGGCAGCGCAGCGUAGUUACAGGGUGUUGACUACGCUAAUACUGAACAUCCAAGACUACCGCACCACACUCAAGCGCGAUACCGACCCAGACUACCCUGAACAAUUGAAGGCCUGCCACCUACGAUGCGCAAAGCGAACCUUGAGAACACUGGAGAAGAAUGGCUCCAUCUUCAUCAAGCUGGGACAACAUUUGAGCAGCAUGAAUUACCUCCUUCCCAACGAGUGGUGCGAUACCUUCAUUCCAUUGCAGGACCAAUGUCCGAUAUCGUCCUUUGAGUCUAUACGAGAGAUGGUAAAAAUGGACACGGGCCAUGAGUUGGCAGAAUACUUCUCUGAAUUCGAGGAAUUGCCCAUAGGAGCAGCCUCUUUGGCGCAGGUGCAUCGUGCAACAGUUCGCGAGACAGGGCAGAAAGUCGCAGUCAAGGUACAACACCCGGCGCUAGAUGAGUGGGCAAAACUGGACUUGGCCUUGACGAGCUUCUCUUUUACUACGCUGAAACGCUGGUUCCCGGAGUACGAUCUCACUUGGCUGUCUGAGGAGAUGCAAGCUUCUCUUCCGCAAGAACUCGACUUCGCACGCGAAGGCCAAAAUGCUAUUCGCGCGCGCGAAUACUUCUCACACGUUCACGAUGUGCCAGUUGUAAUCCCAAGAGUAAUCUGGGCGAAGAGACGGAUACUGGUGAUGGAGUACAUUUCAGGCUUCCGGACAGACGACCUCAAGAGUCUGGAUGCUCACGGUAUCGACCGGGAUGAAGUGUCCGCAGCGCUGGCUAGAAUUUUUAAUGAGAUGAUCUUCGGUAGAGACGCACCACUGCAUUGCGAUCCACACGGUGGCAACAUUUCGAUUCGAUACAAUCCCAAACGGAAAGGAGCCAAUUUCGACGUGGUUCUAUACGACCAUGGACUAUAUCGCGAUAUCCCCCUGCAACUGAGGAGAAAUUACGCAAAGCUUUGGCUUGCGGUACUGGACGCUGAUGAGACUGGCAUGCGCAAAUAUGCGCACGAAGUAGCUGGCAUUGGCGAAGAGCAUUUUCCACUCUUUGCCUCUGCAAUCACGGGCCGCGACUACACGGUACUAGCCAGGAAGGAGGCAGGCACAGGAGGCGUCAUGACAUCUCGGACCAGCGAGGAGAAAAAGGUUAUUGGGGAUGCGCUUGGAGAGGGGCUGCUGGAAAACUUGAUUCAUCUUUUAGGACAGGUACCGAGAGUGAUCUUGCUUAUCCUCAAGACGAAUGAUUUGACACGCUCCCUAGACGAGGGUCUACACACCCGCCAAGGGCCCAUGCGUACCUUCUUGAUCCUAGCACGCUACGCAUCACGCACAGUGUACGAAGAACAACUCGAUAACAUACGUGGAAGUUUGCUGUGGCCGAGAAAUUUCUUCAUUUGGCUCAGUGCAUGGUCCAGGCAUAUGCGUGUUGAGCUACAGCUCGGCUCCUACGAGACGUAUCUAAAGCUAAGAGCGAUGCUCGGAUUCCGGAAAAUGGAGCUGAAAGACAGCUUUCGGGAGUAG
Molecule: messenger RNA, 1818 nt
Organism: Plenodomus lingam JN3
Lineage: Eukaryota; Fungi; Ascomycota; Dothideomycetes; Pleosporales; Leptosphaeriaceae
Source: RefSeq, a predicted model, not a curated record